Messenger RNA from Penicillium brevicompactum, 1092 nucleotides. RefSeq lists its product as uncharacterized. The transcript has 2 exons. The record is from RefSeq and is a predicted model, not a curated record. The coding region runs from base 1 to 1092 and encodes 363 amino acids. NCBI's taxonomy places the organism in Eukaryota, Fungi, Ascomycota, Eurotiomycetes, Eurotiales, Aspergillaceae.
AUGCCUCUCCAUCUUCUAGGCAAAAAGUCAUGGAACGUCUACAACCAAGACAACGUCGCCCGCGUACGGCGCGACGAGGCACAGGCACAGGCCCGCGAAGAAGAAAAUGAUCGUCUCAUGCAAGAAGCAGAUGCCGAGCGCAGAAUUAAACUUCUUCGCGGUGAAUCUGUAUCUCCACCUCCGCCACCUCCACAACAAACUGGCUCAGAGACACUACCAAAGAGACAGCGCUCGGACGACCCGACAAAGCCCUACAAAAGAAGGCGGGUCGCUGGUGAGAAUGACACAGAUCGGGAUAUACGGUACGCUCGAGAAGAUGCGGCCCAAGCAGCGGCUAAACGCGAAGAGCUCGUGGUAGCCUCGCGCAAAUCUGGUACCGCAGAAGAACCGAUACUUGACAGUGCCGGUCAUAUCAACCUGUUCCCUUCCGCGAAAGCCAAAUCAGAGAAGAACCCCGAGGCCGAAGCCGAAGCGGCACGGAAGAAACGCAGUUUUGAAGAUCAGUACACAAUGAGGUUCUCUAACGCAGCUGGAUUUAAGGAAACGGUGGAUCGGAAGCCUUGGUAUUCAUCUACAGACAAGGAAGCAAUGGCGCCGGGCCCAACUGCUGGGAAAGAUGUGUGGGGUAACGAAGAUCCGCGGCGCCAGGAGAGGGCACAAGCUCGUAUGAGUGCUACUGAUCCACUUGCAGCUAUGAAGCGGGGUGUGCGACAAUUGAAGACGUCAGAGCAGGAGCGGAAAAGAUGGAACGAGGAAAAGCGCCGAGAGCUGGAUGUCUUGAAGGCAGAGGAGGCAAAGAAAUCUCGACGCCGGCCUUCCCGAUCGCCAUCAGUAGACAGCCUUGAUGGCUUCAGAUUGGAUGCGCCACGCAAAAGAAAUGAGAAGGAUCGCAGAAGCUCUGGUGGACACGAGCGCCGGCAUCGCGAUCGAAGUCAUGAUCGAUCUCAUCGUCACAGGGAUCGAAGCCGCGAGCGCUCACAUCGUCGUCGAUCUGAAGGUCAUUCUUCUCACCACAAGCAUCGCUCUCGUCACGGUGAAGCCUCUGGGGAUCCCCGGCGUUCGAGUUAUUCUGCCCCCAAGAGCCGUGACUGA